Chilo suppressalis (striped riceborer) is the source of this 25065-nucleotide messenger RNA. The record is from the annotation of a GenBank genome assembly. NCBI's taxonomy places the organism in Eukaryota, Metazoa, Arthropoda, Insecta, Lepidoptera, Crambidae.
AUGUUAACGGACCCAGCGCGGAUUGGUGGGUAAUAACGGACCCAGUGCUGAUUAGUGGGUGACUUGGGAAAAGUCGCAGAAUAGUCUUGGGUCUUUCUGCGAUUUAUCUAAAGCCUUUGAUUGCGUUAAUCAUCAAACUUUGUUACGGAAAUUAACUCAUUAUGGCAUAAAAGAUUCCGCACAAAAAUGUGUGGAAUCAUCUUUAACAGAAAGGACACAAACAGUUGAUAUUAACGGUACAAACUCAGCCGGAUCUCAUGUGAAAAAAGGCGUUCCUCAGGGUUAAAUUUUAGGUCCAUUUUUUUUAAUUUACAUUUCUUUGUACAAAAAUUUUGGGACGUUCUUUUGUUUGCAGAUGACACCUUACUGAUCAACAUUGACAGAUGUAAAACUAAUUAUGACGAUGUAAACAAUGCACUUUCUAAUGUACUCCACUGGUUCUCUACUAAUAAUCUUAAACUUAAUGCGAACAAAACUAAAUGUGUGAAAUUUACUUUGCCGAAUGUAAAGCAUGCUGAAAUGGGGGAUAUAAUUCUAAAUGGUGAAAAACUAAUUUUAGAGGAUACAACCGUUUUCUUAGGCGUAACACUGGAGCACAAACUUCAAUGGAAUCCUUACAUUACAACACUAGCCGGUAAACUUAGUUCUGCUGCUUAUGCAAUUCAUAAAAUAAGACGGUAUGCAGAUGUCGACACUGCUAGGACUACGUACUUUAGCUACUUCCACAGCAUUAUGUCGUAUGGCAUGCCAUUGUGGGGCAUGGCCGCUGACAUUGAAACAGUUUUUAUUCUUCAAAAACGAGAUAUAAGAGCUAUUUAUCGCUUAGGAUCUCGAACUUCUUUUAAGGAUACAUUUAAAGAAAUAGGUAUAAUGACUGUUACCUCUCAUUACAUUUACAAUUGUAUAUUGUUUGUACGUCAGAACAUAAAUUUAUAUAAGAGGCGCGAUGAUGUACAUAAUUUCAAUCCCAGAAAUAAAGAUAAACUCAAAUUGCCACCGUUGAGACUCCAAAAGGUUUUUGGUUCAUUUGUGGGUCAAGGUAUAUGUUACUAUAAUAAAAUGUCAAAAGUAAUAACUAAUUUACCUUUUUGCUAAUUUGGUUAAAAAAUUGUUUAAACGCCAUUUCUAAAUUUAAAAAUAGUACCUAGCUAUAAUUAACUUUUUGUUAAUUAAUAAUAUUAAUGUGAUGAAAGUUGACAUCAAAAUAUGUUUUCAAUUUUUGAUGUCAUCUUUCAAUUGACGACACUGUAUGAAAUAAAACAGGGAGAACAAGAAUAGCCCUUGCUGAGUUUCUUGCCGGUUCUUCUCAGUACAAGGUCUCCCGCCGUAGAUUUAUGGGUCAGCCAGCGCGGAUUAGUGGGUGAUAACGGAUCCAGCGCAGAUUGGUGGGUGAUAACGGAGCCAGUGCGGAUUGGAGGGUGAUAACGAACCCAGCGCGGAUGGGUGGUUUUUCUUCUAUCAAAAAAUCUUCAGGUUAAGUUUAUGAUUUUCAGAUCAUUAGAGCUAAAGAAGUUUCACUUCAGUCGUGUGGUGAUCAUAAGCACCUUCGUUUUUUUUUGGUCCAUGAUCACGUGAUUGAAAAUUACCUGGGAUUGGCCAAGACUAAUAUGACGUCGCACGCUAUUUUUACCCGGCUGCGCAAUGCAAGAGCGCGAAGCGCGACGCGCAGACAGGGUUAUGUGUUUAACAGUCUAUAUAUGUAUGUUUGUUCCUUUGUGGCACACAAGAGACCAAACGCCUGGACCGAUUUUGAUGAUUCAUACAUCAAUUCGUCUCAAUCAUGGGAGUGCUACUAAAGAUAUGAUAGUAAUCAAAAUUCAAUAUGGGCAAAAUUAAGCGCCAUAUUGUGACGAAGUAAAAAAAAAAAGUUGACAAAAUAUGUCGAGUGGGGUAUCACCGUCUAGAUAAUCAAAAAUCAUAUUUAGGUUCCUAACACCAUUUUUCAUUUUAUAUGAUUGUUUAGGAUCUACAACGCUUUAAAGUUGUAUAUUAACCACUUACGCUUUUAAUUUCAAUCUUACGUUUGUAUGGAUCUUUGUUAUUCUUUCACCUAAAAAAUACUGAAUGGAUUUUAAUAAAACUUAACAGUAAUAUAGUUCAUAUAUGAUAAUUACAUAUAUAUAAUAAUUUAUGUAGUUAUUGAGUGAAUUGGCAAAUAUAUAGCAAUAAGUGUCAUAUAAGACGGAAAAAAAUGUCCAGUCUGCGAGCCAUUUUGGCCUGCACUGCAAAAACAAUAAAAGUUACAUGAAUCUAAUGUAGAGUGAAAAUGUAUCUCUCAAAUAGUUCUAAAAAAAAGUCCGUGACACCAUAUAUCUAUUUUUAAUAUGUAAGUCAUUACCGCUAAAAUAGUGAAUCAAAACUAAAAUAUUAUUUGAUAUCUAUUUCCAAAAUGCACAUUUAUACAGUAUUAACAAAUCAUUUUUUAUCAAAACAAAUACUUUAAUCGCUUUUGAUAUUUAAAGACGAUAAACUUUGCUUUUUACACUAUGUCAUUUCGACUAAUAUUUAAAAAGUUACAACGAUGACAAAGUGAUAGCGCGGUGUACUAUGUAAAAGAAAAAAAAAGGGGUAUUCGCAGUAUCUGAUCCUAUACGAAGUACUAACAUUAAAACUGUGAUUUCUUAUUAAAUGAUGAAAAAUAUAUUAUCAUAAUAGGUAUUUAUGAUUAUUGAAUUUUAAUGAAAAAUUCAGAAUUUUACUGUUUUCAUUUUUUUAACGAUAUUACUUAAGGUUACAAAAAAGGUUUACUUAAUAUAAUGACAAAUAACCCAUUUUUCGCUAGUAAGUACAUACUUAUUGGAAUCCCUGUAUUUAUUAAUCAGCUCGCGAUAAUAUUGGUUUUGUAAUAAUUCUGCAAAAUUCAAAGUAAAUAAUGUAGAUUUUUAUAGGUAAAUCACCCCUUUCAUACCCCUAUAUAAGUAUUGCGAUGUUGUAGCUAAGAACCAAGUUCCCAUCUACUUCUAUAUGGGAAUUCAUUAUAUUCGAUUUAGCUAUUAGGGCACGGAAGCGCAACAAACAAACUCACUUUCGCAUCUAUAAUAUUAUAUUAUACUUACUAGUGAUCCACCCGGGCAUUGUACGGGCGAAAUUUAUUUAUCGGGAUAAAAUAUAGCCUAUGUCACUCAGACAAAAUGUAUUUAAAUAAAGAAAAAUGUUAUAAUAAAUAAUGUAGCUACCUUAUGAUGAAUUGAUAUUUGAAACCGGUUCAGUAGUUUGACAGAUUAUUUGUUACAAACAUACAAAUCUUGCCUCUUUAUAAUAUUAGUAUAGAUAGUUAGGAUAAGAUAAGUAUUUAAUUGAUGAAAAAGAUUUAAAAAUAAAGUAAGUAAUAGGUUUAUUUGAUUAUAUUUGUAAAAGUUACUUAGCAUUUGUGCUUAACAGUGAUACGUUAUUCGGUAUUUUUAUAACAAAAAAAAAUUGGAAAAUAAUUGCCAUGAUUGCACUACUGGGAUUACUCUUCAUUCGAGCUUUACACUACCAAUAAAAAAGGGUCGAACACAAAGUCUUUGACCUGUUAAAUGUGAACGCUUUAAAAGAAAACUACAAAGAGAACUAUAAAUUGAUAAUAAAUGAGAUUGCUAUGGUGCUCUACCUAACGUUAUGAAAAUUUUAUUAUGCGCCUUUAGUUUAAUCAAAUAUUAUAAACUUUGCUUUGGUGAUUGCAUAAUUAUUUAAUUUAGUGAUCUAAGACAGUUGCCACCAUUGUCCAAAACAACAAAUGGGAAUUACUGCUUUCUUCAACCUGCAACAUAAACGUCAUUGAUUGGUAUUGUAUAUAGGGUGAUUAAAAACAUUUGAAGUUAACUUCUGGCAUCUACAUAUUGGGUUUCUGUGAAUUAUGUAGGUAUAUCAAAUUAUGAGACUAGGGACUGACACUGAAUUUGUGUAUAUCACAAUCUUAGACGUCCGGCAUUGACAUGACAAUGCAGCCACUGCCAAUUUUAAAUAGUCGACGAAUAAAAGUAAAUGAAUUUUAUAUUUACAGCUAAACUAUUAAAAAAAACAUAAACAAAAGAUGACUUUUUGAGUAAGUGCUAGUUUACUAUAAAAUUUACAUACAUUAGAGAUAUUUAUGUAACGACUUGAUUUAACUUCACACAUUUUUGCGAAAAUUGAAGCCCAUCUGUAGCCUUGACCUCGCCGGUAAAAUCUUUAUAUGUCUUAAUAAAUCAAUCUUUUAGAGACCGACGCAAGGUACGUAAUAAUUCCCGCGAUAUUAAUUCCCUUACUGAAGUAACAAGACACACUGUUGAAAAAUAUUAUGUAUUCUUGAAUAUCUAAUGGGUCCCGACUGUUAAAGUAGCUUUGUUCCUUAUUAACAGAAUUAUAGACUACUGGACUUGUUUUUUCUUUUCAGUUUUUAUUUGAAGAAUAACGAAGCAGUCGGGUUUUUUGAUUUUUUAAAUUUUCCUUUUUUUAUGGAUUCCAUAAACAUUAGUAAAUAACGUAAGAUAGUUUUCUAAAACUUUUCAAAUACCUUAUUGCAACAUUACUAGUCAACGGUGUGAGGAAGCGUGAUUCUUGAGGUAGACGAAGCCUUAAGGAAUCACUUUGGAGUGAAUAUGUUGGCUUUAAAUCGCAGGUGCUGAGAUGGUCCUACAGAUUGAUGACGAAAACCAGUUGACCUUCGCAUCAAAAUAUGGCAGAUCCAUGUAUGCUCAAACACCUACAAAGCUACUUUAUACAUACAGAACCGCAAAAUUGUGACCCGUAAAAUGUAGCGUAUGUCAUCAAACUCAUGCGUUUCCUGGAGAUGAGGUGCUACGCCAUAGACUAAUAUAAUAAAUGGGGUACGACAAAGUAGAGAUUCCGAAUUAAGAAGCACUACCUUUGUGUACUAGACUGACAGUGUAGAAAACGACGCUAUAGCGCGUUUCAUUAUUAAUGUCGGAAGAGCCACAAUAAUUUUUGUUCUCAAAAGAACUGGAUUAUAUGGAACUACCCAGCAGUUGUCAAUCUCUACUCCAUUAAUGUCAAAUGUAAAGCUACCUAUGUCUGAAGAACGUCUUUUUAUAUGCUGUCCGUCGUCUUCGGAUGGUGUUUCACUAAGUAGAGGCCUGGAAUACCUCUUAGAACUAUUUUUGUUUUUUAUACAAGCAUGAUUGAAUGAAUUUCCAAAUUCCGAAUUUCCAAAAAGUGAUCGUGGCGCUUACAACAGUGCCAAAAUAUCGGAGAAUCGCUAAAAACAAAAAAAACAUGCUAGCAAUCCCAUAAAUAACAUAAAUUACUACAAUUGCCUGGUUCGUUUCUCAGUCCCCGUUGCGUGUCUCAUACGCUCACCAGCUACUGGUACAGCAUAUCUGAAGAAUAGGCCAGAGGCUAUAGCUUUCCCUCAGGGAGCCGUGCGUUUUGGUAUUGCCGGGUUUCCAUCGCACCACUUUGAAAGGCUUAUGGCGCUCUGGCUCUCCGCGAACAACAAAGCUGACCUACUGGUUAAACUCUUCGCUUCCAACUUGACCUUGAACGAUGGGAGGCUACUCCUUAAAUAAUUCUCCAUUGUGGAAGUUGUAUGCCUGAAAUGUGCAUAAUUCAGCGAACUAUUUGGCGUGAAUUAGUGGGCCCGACGGCAUUCCUGCAGUGGUGCUGAAGAUAUUCGCACCUGAACUUAUCCCCAUCCUUUCGCGCUUGUAUUGCUUUUUAAACAAAAAUAUCUUCGUUCCAGCUACCUACGUGAAAGGUUGCUCACGUCCACUCUAUUCCUAAAAAGGUAAAUCAGCCUGACCCUGCAAAUAAUAGGCCUUUAACGAUCACAUCUCUGCUUUCUCGAUGGAGCGGGUGAUCAACAUGCGCCUUUUGAGGUACCUUCAGGAGUAUCAGAUAAUGAGCGACCGUCAAUACUGUUUCAGUCACGGUCGUUUGGCUGGUGAUGUUCUUGGUUACCUCAUUCGCUGUUGGGCUGAAGCCGUCGAGAGCAAGAGUACAUGCAGCAUGCAAAGUGCCCUUGCAUUCUGAGCCUUGGUAUCGCUAAGGCAUUUGACAGGGUCUGGCAUAGAGUGCUUUCAUGAAAGUCACCAUUUUAUGGGCAACCUACGCAACCCACCUUCUUGGACAGCAGGUGCAUUAAAGUCGUUAUCGAUGGCUGCUGCUCCGAAUCCAUGACUGUAAACGCUGGAGUUCCAUAAGGUUCGGUGCUCUCCCCGACACUGUUCAUCCUGCACAUCAAUUACAUGCUGUUAGUUUCGGUUAUGCAUAGCUAUAAUCGAGGAGCUUGAUGGCGCAGGUGGCUAGCGCGUUCGGCUGCGAUCGUUGAAGUUCAGCAACUUUCGCAGUGGUCGGUCAUUGGAUGGGUGACCAAAAAUUUACUAUCUCGAGCUCCUCCGUGCUUCGGAAGGCACGUUAAGCCGUUGGUCCCGGCUGCAUUUGCAGUCGUGAGCACCCACCAAUCCGCACUGGGCCCGCGUUGUGGGUCAUGGCCCAAUCUCCCUAUUCAGUUAGGUCCUCUUGACUAUAUACAAAGACAGGCGUUUGGAUGUCGAUGAUCCCAAGCUGGCAGAAAAGUUGGAGCCCUCAGAGAUGCACAGAGAUUUUGGUCACCUGUGCGUAUUCUACAGGACCUUUAUGGUGAGUGCUCUGAGGAGUUGUUUCAGUUGAUACCCAGGUCACCAUUAUACCUCCGCACCACCCGUCAUCGGAGUCUAGUGCACCCAAAUUACCUGAAACAUAUAAAUCCACAAUUGCUAUUUUUCAGAGAUCUUUUCUUUCACGCAUAAUAAUAUUAUGGUAUGAGCUCCCUUCCACGGUGUUUCCUCAGUGUUUAGCACAAGCAUGGUCCUUUUCAAACGAGGCCUAAAAAGAGUGUUCAACGAAAGGCAGUAUCAUCGCUGAUGUCUAUGGGUGGCGGUGACCACUUAGCAUCAGGAGGCCCGUCAGCUUGUCUGACUUCGAAGACAAUAAAAUAAAACAGAGUGUCAGAAGAAAAGGUCUUGGCGAAGCAAGAGGGAAAUAAUAAGGAAAAACAACAUCUCUUUCCUUAAUUACUUUCGUUUUUGAGCAGAGCGUUUUCUGGUCCCCUGGCUAGAGUCUACGUGUGCCUGUACAGAUCACAUUCUGGCGAUGUUGAGACAACUCGACUUUUUGAACACCUUAGUCGGGCAGCAGAUGACGCGCAGGAACAAUUUCCUAAUGCAGAAUUGGUGUUUUGGGGGACUUUAAUGCUCACCACAAUUGGUGGUUAAGUUCCUCGAAAACUAACCAUGCAGGGAUCGCUGCUCACGCAUUCGCUAUCACGCAUGACUUGAAGCAACUGGUCGAUCAGCUCACCAGGAUUCCAGAUAUUCCAAGUCAAGCGCCUUAAUUACUGGACCUUCUGCUCACGACCCAUCCACAGGGCUAUCAGGUUGUGGUAAGAGCCCCCCUGGGCUCGUCGGAUCACUGCCUGUUAUCUGCCGAAGCGCCACAGGCCAAGCCUCCGCGUCCAACGGUGGUCAAACGCCGGAUCACUAUGGAUCGGUAUGCGUGACUACUUUUUGUCCGUCCCUUAGAAGCAGCGCUGCUUCAGUGACAGGAACCUAUUUGUCAGCGCCGUUGCUAUGACUGAGGAGAUUGUUACAGGUAUCGAAUGCUGUAUAUAUAUAAGGGCACACGUAACCUCUGGCUCAAUCAUUGUGGCACAGCGAUGCUUGAUAUUAAAAUCAGGCAGCCUGAGGUUCGCGCCGAAUUGCAAUCACUCGACGUCUGGAAAGCUAGUGGACCUGAUGGCACCCCAGCAGUUGUACUUAAAAAAUGUGCAGCAGAGUUGUUUCCCGUGCUCACGCGCUUGUACCAACGCUCGUAUUUUUGGGGCGUGUGCCCGAGACUUGGAGAGAUGCUAACGUGCAACCAGUGCCCAAAAAAGGGGAUCGCUCAGAUAGCCAAUAGCAGUCACCUCAGUAUUAUAUAGAGGCCUAGAAAAGGUCCUCAACAAUAAUAUAAUCAGAUCCUACCCAAAGGCUCAAUCCCUGAUUAAUAUGGUUUUAGACCGAAACGAUCGACGGGUGAUCUUCUAGCGUACUUGACUCGUGUCUGUGGUGAGGCUAUCGACAAGCGGGGCGAGUCGUUGGCUAUCAGCCUUGACAUUUCCAAGGCAUUCGACAGGGUUGGGCACAAAAGCCUUCUCUCCAAGCAUCCGGCAUACGGUCUGCCGGCCCAGUUCUGUUCCUGGUUAGCUGACAUCCUGCAUGAGCGUAGAAUUCGUGUUCUUACGGAUGGUAGUAGUUCACGGUACAUGUUAGUGAAUGCUGGCGUUCCUCAAGGCUCCCUCCUAUCCCCCACUCUCUAUCUGCUGCAUGUCAAUGACUUAAUCCUCUUGGGAAUAUUCAUUGCGAUCCGCAUCAUAGGCGAUGAGGAGUUGACUAAACACCUCAAGCCUCUUCAAUUAUGUUGUGUCGUGGCGUCAUUAAGCGCGUCCUAUCGUCUGUACCACAACGAGUGUUCUAAGGAGUUAUUCCCUCUUAUUCCACCUUCCCCUUUCCUUCAGAGGACCACGCCCGCUGGCCUACGUUUUCACCGACUAAUUGUGGCUACUAUUUCAACGCGUACGAAGAAAUUUGGUGACUCAUUUCUUCGUCGCACUAUCCGUAAAUGGAAUGCUCUGCCCGCUCACGUGUUCCCUCCCUCUUACAACCUGGGAUCCUUUAAAAGAGGCGAGAAGAAGCAACAUGCAUGCCGGAAAGGUAAGGAUGGUUGGUGUGGCAGGUAGAACUGUUGUACCAACUAUCUUCGCGUCUGGACUUCACCGUCACUUAACAUCAGGUGGGGAGUCAUCAAUAUGAGAGUGGCAUAGCAUCAAUCAGUGUGGAGAUCUUUGGGGAAGGCCUAUGCUUAGCAGUGGGCGUCAUAUAGUUGAGAUCAUGAUGAUGAUGUGUAAGUGCUCUGCCAGUUUAUGGUUAGCUAGCUUCUCGCGCCUUCUGUGAACCACAGUUGAAAAUCGACUUUGUGAGAAGAGAUGACGGAACAUGUAGCUGUAUAUAUAGAUGUACCUACAUGCUCCACAGAAAUUACUUGUUCAACAUUCAAUUUUGAUAAUCUAUAACUAGAUCUCAAAAUGUCUCAUUAAUAUGUAUUAUUAUUAAAAUUAAAAGAAAUGUCAUUAAUUCAUAGUUUUCAUGUACGCCUUUAUUCCUGAUGCGACAAUCUUAGUCUUGAUACUAGCAAAUUUAUAUUUCGGGUAGUUUAUUCUUUUACCCAGCACUAGAUGGCACUAGUUAUAUUACUUUUCUUGCAAUGUGAUGUCGCUAUUCAACAACAGAUGGCAAAAUAAUGUACGUAAAUUAAUUUUUUGACAGCAUUGUAAUGGAAGGAAGAAACAGCCCAGUUGAAGACCAUUACGACUUAUUUUAUCAUUUGGAAGUUGAUAUGAUUAUUUUAGAAUAUUCAGUUCAGUUAGAAAAUUAAGUUUUAAGCGUUAAGUUAUCCCUCAGUUUCAGUAGUUAGGCAUUUCACAUAAUUUGCAUUUAUACAAUUCUAGUGUAUCAUGACAGGUAACUCAGGAAUGAUUGAAGUAGACCCGAAACUAUUUAUUACUUGUCGUUUAUGUUUGGAAGAAAUGGGUGUUUAUCAAAUUGUACCAACUGUACAGCAGCAGAUAAAAUACUGUUUUGAAAUAACUGUGGAGCCGUUUGACGGUCUACCACAACUUCUAUGCAAGAAAUGCAAAACACUUUUAGAUGAUUAUUCGUCCAAUAAGAAAAAGUUUAUUGAGAGACAGGAGAAUUUAAUCACAAAAUUAAAAAUUAAUCAGGUAGAGGUGACAGAUGCAGAAAUUGCAGAUACUGUGCAUUCCAAUAAAAGUAGAUCGAGGUCGAGAUCUAGCUCCGUCAAUAAAAUUUCGGAAGAUAUACGCCCCCGUUCGCCAUCGAUACAAUCUGCAAAUGAAAAAGUAUUUGAUUCUGAUGAUAACAUAAAACUAUCAGUAAGCAGUUGUAAUAAAAGAAGAACACGUUUGUUAUCUAAUAGUUCUGUGGACAGUGAAAGGUAUUUCGCUCCAAAGAAGAACACACACAAAAAUUUAAGUAAAUCUUCAAAAUGGAAAAAGAAAUACAACAAAAAGUUUAUUUGUAAUAUUUGCCCAAAAUCAUAUAAAAGCAAAACUAAAAUGGUGAGACAUUUGGAUGAUCAUUCUAAUAUUAAAUCUCAAUACCCAUUUAUAUUAAAUAAACCCUGUAAGGUGACAUUAUACAAGUUUGAUGAAAAACCAAAUAGUACGAAUCUAGAUAAUACAGUCGUUUAUGAUCAUGAAAAAAUUUUACAAGAUGCUGGAAAUCCACUAUAUCAUGUAUUGUAUACUGCUCGAAACAAUUGUUCAAAAAAAACAUCAAAGCGACAGUAUUUAGUAAGUUCAGAUGAUGACUUUUCAUAUAAUAAAAAAAACAGGAGAACAUCGAGAAGAAGUUCAAAUGAAACAGUUCUUCUUGGGGACAACUAUAAAAUAACAGAAAGCUCUGUUGGCGAAUCUCCAGGAUCCCAUAAGAAAACUCCAGAAAUUAAAAAUGCUGUAGAAACAGUGUGUAUUGAUGAUUCCGAUAGUAAUACAGAAUUAGAGAAAAACAAAAAUUUAAAAGAAAACACUGAUAUAAAAGUAGAGUUUAAAAGUAUCGAAAAUAUAAUAACAAACUGUCGAAUAAAAUAUAUGAAUAAGUUCCAAAAUGGAAGUAUUAACUCGUCCAAAAAAGUGUCUUCAGAAAACCACUUAAAACAUAAAAUUUUGAGUAUAGGCAGGAAAAUUAUACACAAAGACGGACAGUUUAAUUGUACUGGAUUGCUGAGAUACAUGGAACACAAAAAUCUUGAAGUAAUGUGGAUACCUAAAGUUCUGGAUAUUAACUCACGAGAAAAUUUAGUUCGAAUAAUGCCUAAGUUAAAAUCUGCUAGUAAUACUGAUAUCACGAGUGAUAAACAUAGAUGGAUAACUUUAACUCAAGUGGAAAGCAAUAAAACGACAAGCACAAUUAGUAUACCUACCGCUUCUAGUGUAAACGAGUCUUUUAAUAACUCAAGUAUUUGUGAGGUAGUACCAUCUGCAAUUUUAUCUAAAUCUCAAGCACCUGUUGCUACUACAGAAAUGUUAAAUUCAUCAAAAUCAUCACACCCGGAUAAAAGAAAUAUCAAGUCUGCAGUACUAUAUACAGAUUUUAAUACCACCGAGACAGAUAUUAAUUCUAAAAGAAUUUUGAAUCAGAGCCCAGUUGCUAACCCCAAACAAUUACCAAAAAAAAAUUCUAAUACCACCGAGUCAAAAUUAGUGGGCUUUAGCACCAAGAAUAUGACUGAGAUGGUUACUAAUCAGUCUAGUAACAUAGACUUUAGGGAAGAGAUCAGCGAAUCUAGUUUAAGUAUGCCAAUAAUAACAUCCACGACGUCAUUAGCACCACUAUCCGAAAAUAGAAAAAUGGCGGAAAAAGAACCAAAAGUUGCAUUAGUUUCAGAUAAAAGUGUUCCCAGAAUUAAGGUAAAACCAGUGUCAGAGUUGAUGAAUCCAUCUACAUCAAAUGACAAUCAAAACGGAUUGUGGGCUAUGAACAGAUUUCAUAAUCAAGCAAUACCCGCUCCAAAUGUUACUAUGGGGAAUAUACUUGAAAACCGAGCAGUACCCGCUCCAAAUGUUACUAUAGGAAAUAUACUUGACAAUCGAACAAUACCUGCUCCAAAUGUUACUAUAGGAAAUAUACUUAACAACCGAGCAAUACCUACUCCAAAUGUUACUAUAGGGAAUAUACUGGAGAACCGACCAAUACCUACUUCUGUAGGGAAUGUUUAUUUGCAGAUAUUACCGCAAAUUCAAAGCGUGCAAUCAGUUCAACCACCGGCGGUUGACCAAAACGCUAUUAUGCCUCUUAGUGUGAACACAAAUGAGGUUGCCACUGCAUCACAUACAGACUUCAUCGUAUUGAAUAGCGUAGAAUUGCCCAAUACAAAAACUGACUCUCCAUUUAGAUAUUGUAAAGAUCUGUUAUUGUUACAUAAUAUAUAUUUAUUAGAACCCAAUAUUACUAUAACGCAAGACUACAGCAAUCUUUUAAAAAUGCGAGUUCAGUUUAAAGAAGAAAAUAAAGAUAAACCUAUUGCGUUAUGUAUCUCUUUAUAUUGUUUAGGAAAUUCUUAUUGUGUAUGUAUUAAAAACACCAGUAAUAUUGACAUUCCUUUGACAAAAAUUUCGGCGAGAUGGCAAUGGGAAAUUUUCAAAAUAUUUCAAGGUGAGCUGUCACAGAAAAUUUUAAGCAAUUCUUUAAAGUAUGGAAGUGAGGUUUAUACCAAUACACAAACUUUUUUAUAUCUUCUGAAAUCUAUAACUCACAUACAAUAAUAAAAUGUAUUGUAAGUAUGGACAUGUUGAAAACUUUUAUUAUUUGUCUUUUUUCAAGUAUUUGUUUAGAGCUUCCAAUUUUACUGUUUGUCUUAUCCGGCACUUCAGGUAGCCGUAUUUGCUAUUUGUGAACAUGACAACAGUCUUUACUUUUCAUUCUUCUACAGCAUGGUAAGGUCAUAUUGCCAACAAAAUGGCAAAAAAUACGAAUAGCCAGGUCAAAUUUAUCCAAAUGAUUUAGCUUGAGGCCAUCCAUAAAUUACCUCACACGUUAAGGGGGAGGGAGGGGAUCGACGAAGUGUGACAAGGGGGUGGGAGGGGUCCUAAAUGUCGUGACGUCACAUUUCAAAAUCUAUUAUAAUCUAAGUGUUGAAACUCAUGUUUCUUUAAUUAAACUAUAACUUUACGAAAACAUUAACAACCCAAACGCGAAAGAAGUGCUGCUAUGCCAGUUAUAAAUAAUUUAAAGAAGUGGGUUGAAUGUACAUGGACUCAGGAUUAUUAAGUUUAUAUCUUUAAUUUAAUUAAAAUGCUAUUAAUAUUUUUUGUUUUGUUAAUUUCUAUAAUUAAUAAAGUUAAUCAUUUUUUGUUUGGUAAUUACUUUAAUUAUUAUAAUUAAUCGUUUUUUGUUUUGUUAAUUGUUUGAUUUGAUUUUAAUAUUAUUAAAAAACAAUUUAAAUGGAAAUAAAACUGAUUUCAGAACCAGUUUUCAUUCAAUAAUUUCUAAAUGUAAAUUAAAAAAUAUGUGACGUCACACUAGGGAGGGGGGGAGUCUCACAAGUGUGACCAGCUGUGACAAGGAGGGGCAUAAAAUCAUGAAAUUCUUGUGACGUAAUUUAUGGAUGGCCCCUUUAUGUAGCUUGUCACAAUCAUGGCACAGCGUAAACAGCUCCACAAAAUAUUCUUUAUGUGAGCAAGUAGCCUGGUACUUUUUUUUAAACUUAUCGAAAUGUUUCUUCGCCCUUAGCACGAAACAUUAUCGAAUAGUAGAAUUCGAUCUAUUUCAUACAUCAAAUGUGUUACUGAUUUUUAGUUAUUGAUAAAUUCGUUGUGGUGCUAUACGCAAACUAUUCGAAUUCGAUAUUGGUUCGAGCUAAGGUUAGUGCGUAUCAUUGUCGCUGUUAUUUUUUGUUUUCGCUUAAUGGAGCUUGAUUUUGUAUUUAUUACGGUGCCUACACAAGCUUGGCAAACAGUGGACACAAACCACAUACGUGUAAUUGGCUGUUCGGUAUCGGUUUCGUUAUCUUUUAUCGGUUUCGUUUAUGUGUGUCCGCUGUUCGCACGCGCAGACUGAGACUGAUAUUUUUGUUUGUUAAUCUAUAUACAUUUUUGAAUUGUUAGUGGAGACAAUUUUUUUUUUAAUUUUGUUUUUGUAUUUUCUCCUUCAGUGGAUUUUUUGUAAUUUCUUUUGAGAAAAUAAAUGUCAUUUAUUUUCUCAAACUGUAAUAUUAUACUAGCAUGCUCGCCAAACCUGGCAAUGCGCGUUUAUGUUGGACAUUGUGGUCGGUGUUUGUUGUUUGCAGCAGACAACAAGUACACUUGCAAUGUACUUAUUUUAAAUACAUAUAAUGCUAUUCAACUAAGAAUAGGAUCGACUGGGCGCCAUAUUGUGACAUCAUAGCUGUCAAUUCAAACCAAAUAGGUAGAGUGAGCAAAAAAAGUUUUUAAUUAAUAAAACUUAUUUAUUAAGAUUAAGUGAGAAACUAAGAUUGAGAAAAAGACAAUUGUCAAUAAUAUUUAUUUAUUCAGACUGAAAAAAAACCUUAAAUCAGAAUCUAGCUCAUCUCUGUAUUACUGCUGAAGUAGUUAUGAAUAAUCAUGCACCAUUAUUAGGUCACAUACGAACAUGAAUCGUUUAUGUAAAAGAAAGUUUUUAGUCGAGUUUCUGAUGCUACUUAAAGUGACAUUUGGUUGACGAUUUAGGUUUAUCAACCUUUCAUAGCCAAAGCUCAAUGAAUUAAAGAAAAAUAUCAACCAAUAUUAAUUAUCAAUGUUUGUUUACAAACGUUAUUAUUAUAUAUGUUAUUGGCUUUCCUAUUCUUAUUUGAAUCGCACUAUACAUAUAUGUAUAAUAUUUCAGUAACUAUCAUUUGCAUGGAAAUAAAAUGAUAUCAUCCGAUUGUAUAAAGUUGUUAUAUAUAUAUAAACGGGAAAACGGGGCCGAAUUAUGUAACUUAUUUUUUUUAUUUCAUAGUUGGGAAAAACAUUUAUGUUUCUGUCACUGAUACUAAUUUUGAAGAGGAAAGUUAUAUAUGUAUGUGUAAUUGUGUACAGGUAAUUAUUAUAUACGUUUUCAGUUACAAUUGAUUCUUAGUACUGUGAAGAAUAUAUUGUAAGUCAAUAAAAAACAGUUCUCCAAUGAAAUAAUGAAAUUAAAACAUUAUCUAUGGAGAAAAUUGUAAUAGUCAAAAUACUGCGUAAAAAGAGGCCUGAAUGGCGAAGAUAUAAGUUGUAAUGUAAAUAUUGAAUGAUAGAGUAUUAUAAUACUUACUUAUAUAAGUUUGAAGCAGUGUUGGGCACUCUUGUCUAACUAAUUUUACUAAUCAUUUAUGUAUACAGUAAAACCCGUUUAAGACGAUUUCACAGGCACUCAAGCAAAUACGCGUCUUAAGGGAGAUUGCGGGAUAGGGUAAUUUCGAAUGUAGGUGUUGAGGUAUUAAAUAUACAAUAUUUAAGAAUUAUGUAUAUUAUAAAAAAAGUAGUGUAUUAUUAUUUAUUAUUACGUUAUUUAAAUUGAUCACUUAUUUUAGUUUGUCAAAAAGAUUUUGAGGCAUUAGCAAUUAGAAGAUUUUCAAAAUAUUUUAACUUUUGCAGUGCGUCUUCGCUUUGAUUCAAAGAAAUUAUAUAGCGUCUUUCACGCCUGGGCAUGUGAAAAAAUCGGAGUUGACUAAUCUUUUUAUUGAUAAUUAUUACUUAGAGAGGUAAUAUGUGUGUGGUACUUUGGCGAUUUAAGCGUAUUAAACGGGAUGACGAAUCGUAUUUAGCGUUAAGAAAUGUAUGAAAACAUGUCUGAAGUCGCAGGGACUGACGCAAAAUGGCGUCUUAUGCGAGAAAUCGUAUUAAGCGUGAUCGUAUUAAAAGGGUUCUAUUUAUAUAUCAUGUGUGAUGUGACUUAUUUAGCCAUCAUGAAUUUAUGGGUAGUUACAUGUUUGUUUAGUUUCAAUGAAAAUAUUUUGAUGGAAAUUCGUAUACAAAUGUCAUGACGAUAAAAUAUUCAGUAGAUAACAGCUGUAGCUCAACCAAUCGUAGACGUUUUCGGUCACGUGACAAUAGAUCAAAAAAUACUUUUCCUUUUUAAGGUUUUGAGUAUAGGUUAUUAUGAAUUAUUUUAUUGUCAGAAUAGUGUUGUCGCUCCUAAUAUUCAUAUUAAAUACACAUUUUUUCUAGUAAUAUUUUCUUUAGAUUUAAACAUCGAGCAGUUACAACCUUAAAAAAAAUUACAACUAUAACUGCUGUUUCUUCUUUCGAAAGUUUAAUACUUGUAAAGGUAUUCAUUUGACAUUGUGGGUUACCUACAAUGCGAAGAGAUGGCACUGCCUAUAUAAUAUCUUCUUCAAUACACAUGCCAAUAAUUGGUACUUUAUUUAUCAUAGUGUCAAAGAGCCUUUUGGUUACCCCUUGGUAGGUGAGGGUUCGAAUCCCGUCUGAUGCCUGGAGGACCGUGUGUAUUAUUUCUAGUUAACCUGUCUUUAGAUUGAUGAAUACAUCAUCAAUCAAACUAUUAUUUAGCUUUCUGUAUUACAUGAGUAAUGAGACAUUUCGAUCAAUUCAUUGAAAUUAUUAGUUAAUUUACCCAACAUCUAGGUUUCUCAUUCGCAUCUCAUUUUGUUAUUCUUUUAUUAUAUCUACUAAAGGUAGAAUUUUCAUUUUUUUUGUUACGAUCACAAUUCUGUUAUAAACUUAAUGCAGGGAAACUGCACGUGCGGAUUCUACAUAUUUGAAAAUAACACACUGUAAACUAUUUGUUAAAGUACUAAAUUGUUAGAAUAUGACUGUUUAUCUAAUUAGGUUUUGUUAAUUUUUAUAAUAGCGAUAUUAUAAGUUAAGUGUAAGUGCGCAUGUAGGUAGGUAUGUAAACUGUAAAAAUAAGAAGUUGGUUAAGCUGUAGCUAUAAAAAUAAAGUCGUUAUUUUUCAACGUUUUUAUUUUCCUAUAAACUAUUAGUUUUAUCACAGCCGUUGUUAUCCGAGUGUCCAUAUAGUUUCUACAUCUGUCGCCACAUCCUCUGGCGGUGAAUGUUUGUGGAACAUGAAGUAACCCUGUAUCUGCGCUGGGCUUACUGUCCUCUUCUUUUCUAUUACUUUUGUGCAAAAAUACGCGCAUGUUCCGCUGCUCGUUCGCCUUUAUAGAAUCUUAAGAACAUUAGCUCCACUUGCUCCUGGUCGCAGUAACCAACGUACUCUUUCAUAUCAACUCGUCCCGGUCUGAUCAGAGCUGGAUCUAAUCUGAAAUAAAGUAAAUAAAUUAUGCGAGUAAAGCCCGUCCAAAUUAACAGAGGCUUAAGCAUAAAUUUUGGCAGCUCCGUAAUAGUAUCGCGACGUCAAAUUUUCUAUUACCUACUAUUAGAUUAGUUUCCAGAAGUUAAACCACAAUGUUAAUUUUCCACUUGCUUUAUUCAACUUGUACUUCACUGUAAUAUAAACUAAAAUUAUUAUAACAAGAAUAUUUAGCAGCAACACCACGUUAAAUUUUGGACCACUAUUCACGACGAAGGCUCUCGACUGAAUACCGUAUUUAUGACCGCUCCACUCGCUAGUCCGUCCCCAUUCACGUCACGUGAUAAGAUGGUAGGGAGGUAAGGUGAUGUGGCGUGAUUUAGCAUAGACAAAUUAAGAUAAAAACAAUAACUGUACUAUUGACCGAUCUGUAAAAAUGCUAACACUACAGCUCAGCAGCGUUCCUACUGGAUGUACUUAAGAAUAAACUGGCUUCUUCCUUACCAAAUUUGACAAUGAUGAUACAGUGCUGUCAAAAUUCGUGCUUGAACACACUUUUAGGUACCUGAUCUGCAAUAUGAUCUUUAUGACUUAGAAGAUAAAUUUGAACUCGUGUGCUUAACUAAGCACUACUUAGAGCGCACUUAAUGUGUCUUGAACUCCCCUGUGAGUUACUUGUACACAUUUUAGCUAUGUAAACAUGAAUUAUUAACUUAAUAAUAACUUGUGACAGUUGUCGCAAGUAAUAUGAUUUCCUACAUCUAUUAAGUGUAAUUUGCCGCCUCAGCUGAAUGUUAGUAACAUUCAAACUGCUUAUGGCGCUGAAAAACGCAGCCGCACAUAAAGGAAUCGAAACAGUCUAAUUCUUUAACUAACUUUGAACUAUAUCGGUUGAUAUAAGCUUCAUAAUCGAUUAAGAUUAUUUCAAAGAUUGCGACAACUUGAUGUAUGGCUGUCUGUACCAUGCAAGUCGAAUGUUUAUAACUGCUUUGAAUAAUACAAACGCGAUGGUGUUAAGCUCAGCAUGAAACUUCGUUAUAAGCUGCAAGGGGCGGCAGAAGCCAUAUAUAGGCUUUCGUUUCUGACCUAUAUUUUAAGGAGGGAGGGAGGGGAACUAAGUCAAAUCCAUGUCAAAGAGAGAAUUUCCAAGAUAUUAUUAAAUUCCACAGUGAGACGCAUGAAAAGCGAUUAACCUAAAGUACAACUUUUUAUUAGCUGCAGUAAAAUGACGUUUUGUGGGUUACCGCUUUUUGAAGAAAAUAAAUAGGGAUGUAGCUAUGUGAGUAAUUGAAUCAUUCAAUAAAUAAGUGAUCAGUUUGGUUUUAUUUUAGAGAUUUAAUAUUAAGUUAAUGAUUUUUUAUUCUAUUAUCAUUACUUUAGUAUAGGAUUGAUCUUUUUCAGUGGAAGUAUAAGGACGUACAUCCAAAAUUAAACAAAAUUGUCAUAACAAUGUUAUUUAUUAAUCAAUCAUUUUCGGAAUCACUAUCGCUUCCGGUCACACUAAUGACAAAUCUGUCUGUCACUUCAUCUAUAAUAUGAUCGAGGUGGCACAUUUUGUCUUUCUCUUUUAUAGUGUGAGACACACAGUUCCUCCACUUAGUUGGUGUCACUUUGUUGAUUCCAUCUUGGAAUAAAGGAGAUUGCUCAAAUAGGCUAGUUUACUCAUGUCGAAUUGUAUUAAAUAAAUGUUUAUUUCUUAAAGUAUUUAGUCUAAGGAACCUGAAUAUAUCGAUUUCACUUCAUAAAAGCAGAAGAUUGCUGUAGAAAUUUAAUUUUAAAAAAUAUUUUUUAAGUCUAUAUUUUUUAAACACUAAAAACGCUGUUCGCCACAUCCGCCAUGAUUUUGACGUCUCUUGUGGUAAACUAACUACUACUAAACGUCAUUCGCGUGUUACUGUAGGUGGAUUCUUUUGUCUGACUAAAUUUAUCUUAAAACACUUUUAACUUUAGGAAAGAAAAAAACAGUAAACUUAGUUUUUUUUGACAAAACUAAUUAUGGAUGCCGGCUUUGUGAAAGCAGAAAGCACAAAUCUGCCAAGAAUUGACGCAUUGAUGGUUGGUGAAUUUGUUGCACUAAACCCCGAUUUCUGCUCUGCGGAGCAGAGAAACGACAAGGCAUCUAUGUAAGUACAGUGCAUUUAGUAUUACAAUGAUGUCGAUUCUGGCAUGAUUCUCUAAAGCUAAACUUAAAUUUGACAACAGUGCAUCCUUUUCGCUCUCUUUACAGAAUAAAAAGGAGAGACUGAUGUCAAAUUUAGUUUUAAGUUUAGAGAAUCACGCCAGAAUCGACACCAAUGUAGUAAUAAACAUAAAACAGAUACAACAUAUGAAUAUAAAGUUGCGUAGGUUAAUUUCUUUCGGCACUUUAAUCCACAACUUUCCUGGAGUCUUCAAGGAUGUGUUUUUAUAUUCUCGUACAAUACAGUAAUGAUAAUUACUUUAUUUUUCGUGGUAUUUAUUAGAAAUCAUGUUUUUUUUAUCAUAAACUCAGUUAAAAGUAAUUUUCUACGUGUUUACGAGUUUUUGUUUACCACAGUUCACGUCAUAGCAUAGAUAAUCUAUAGACUAAAAUGGCCGACAGCGUUUUUGUAUGUCCAUGAAAAGUAUAUUUUAUAAUUAAAGAUCUGUAGCUUUCUAGGUUUAAAAAAGAUACAAUACAUUUUUUUUCGGUCUAAUAGAACAUUUAUUAACCAUUUAAAACCUUUUUCCAAAAAGGGUCAACUAGCCUAUUGGCCCAAAUGCACAAAAAAUAUUGACAAACACGGUAAUUCUUGGCGUAAUUUAUAAUAGGCUAGUUGACCCUUUUGGAAAAAGGUUUUAAAUGGUUAAUAAAUGUCCUAUUAGACCGAAAAAAAGUAUUGUAUUUUUUUGAGACCUAAAAAGCUACAAAUCUUUAAUUUUAAAAUAGUUUUUUCGGGACAUACAAAAACGCUAUCGGCCAUUUUAGUCUAUAGAUUAUCUAUGCUAUGACGUUAACUGCAGUAAACACAUAACAUAAAGGUAAAUAAACAAAAACUCGUAAGCACGUAGAAAAUAACUUAACUGACUUUAUAAUAAUCAAAAGAUGAUUUCUAAUAAAUACCCCGAAAAAUAAAAUAAUUAUCAUCAUUGUAUUGUACGAGAAUAUAAAAACACAUCCUUGAAGACUCCAGGAAAGUUGUGGAUUAAAAGUGCCGAAAGAAAUUAACCUACGCAACUUUAUUACACUUAUUCAUAUGUUGUAUCAGUUUUAUGUUUAUUACUACAUUGUAAUACUAAAUACACUGUACUUACAUAGAUGCCUUGUCGUUUCUCUGCUCCGCAGAGCAGAAAUCGGGGUUUAGUGCAAUAAAUUCACCAACUAUGAAUGCGUCAAUUCUUGGCAGAAUUGUGCUUUCUGUUUUCACAAAGCCGGCAUCCAUAAUUAGUUUUUUCAAAAAAAAACAGUAAACGGAAACUUUUCUAAAGUUAAAAGUGUUUUCAGAUAAAUUUAGUCAGACGAAAGAAUCCACCCACAAUAACACGCGAAUGACAUUUAGUUGUUUACCAUAAGAGACGUCACAAUCAUGGCGGAUGUGGCGAAUAGCGUUUUUAGUGUUUAGAAAAUAUAGACUAAAAAAUAUUUAUUUAAAUUAAAUUUCUACAGCAAUCUUCUGGUUUUAUGAAGUGAAAUCGAUAUAUUUAGGUUCCUUAGAUCAAAUACUUUAAGAAAUAAACAUUUAUUUAAUACAAUUCGACAUGAGUCAACUAGCCUAUUUAAUUUACAGGAUUUUUUAAUCCCGUAGUUAGACCGUCUAAAAAUGCCUGCCGAGAAGAUUUUAUACUUCCACCACUCCAGGUUUUUUGUCGUAGUAUGACCUGAAAGAACAAAACAUAAUCAUAUGUUUCGACAGCUAAAUAAAAGGGGAUCAAACAUAGAAAACUAAGAGUUGCCACUUACCAACGUUGAUCCAGGUCUCGUCUUGAUUGGAGGUGGAUGGGCGGCUCCUUGAAGGCCGCAGUCAUAGGCCGCCGCUGGCCUCCUCCUCCAAAGGGUCAAGCCAGCCUAAAAUGCCUCAGACGAAGCCUGAGCAGCGGGCACCCACCACCCUUGCCCCGCCGGCUAACCUGCCCAAAAAGGCGCAGGAAAUAAAAAAAAAAAGCCGGCGCCGCCCAAAACACCAGCUUCAGCCCCUCCUGCAAGAGAUGGGCCAGGCGAACCCACCCAGGGCGAGUGGGUGGUAGUAGGGAAAAAGGGCCGGAAGAGGAAAAAGAAGGCGGCCAAGUCGGCUCAAGCCAAGGGCCCUAAGGCCAAAAAACUUCCAAGGGCACCAAAAACCCUGGCGGUGGUUUUGGCCCUCCAGCCGGAGGCAGUGGAAAAGGGCCUAACUUACGGGCAGGCACUCGCCAAGGCCCAAGAGGCCGUUAGCCUAACCGAGCUGGGCAUUGGCCCAGCAAAGUUCAGGACCGCCAUAACGGGAGCUCGAAUAAUAGAGCUCCCGAAAGAGACCACCCCAAAGCAAGCAGAUACGCUUGCCGAAAGGAUGGGGGCGGCUCUGGGGGACGCGGCGAAAGUGACGCGUCCCAUCAAAACAGCCGACCUCCGGGUCAUCGGCAUUGAUGAUGCGGUGACGACGGAGGUGCUGGUGGAGGCCCUCGCCAAGGCAGGGGACUGCCCUGCCCAUCAAAUUAAGGUGGGCAAAAUCCACACGGGGGCCCGCGGGACUGGGGCUGCUUUUGCCUCGGUCCCCGUAGAGGCGGCGAGGCGCCUUGAAAAGGCCUAAAACAUAAUACUGGGCUGGAGCUCCGCCUCCAUACGGCUGUUGGAGCAACAGCCGAUGCGUUGCUACCGCUGCAUGGGGAUUGGACACCCUGUGCAGUGCUGCUCCUCAGUCUGCGACCGCAGCGCGCUGUGUUACCGCUGCGGUGCUGAGGGGCACAAAGCGGCGUCCUGCACAGCUGCGCUCAACUGCGCAGUCUGUGCAGCCGCAAAGCGGCCGGCUAAUCACCGCAUGGGGGGUCGUAGAUGCAAGCCCCCCGCGGUCAAAGCCCGCAUAGCGCGGGCAACGACGACAGCAGAGGUCCCACGACCUACGCCUCCGCCAACAACAUCAUCGGCGGUGGCGGCGGAGGAGCCGAUGGAAACCAAUGUCCAACACAUCCAUUGAGCUCCUCCAAAUAAAUAUUAACCACUGCGUCGCGGCGCAGGACCUAAUGCGCCAGUCAGCGUCGGAGUGGAAUGUGGGACUGGUGAUCGUAUCGGAGCCCUACUACAUUCCGCCACGAUCACCCGAAUGGCUAGCGGACACAAACGAGUCCGCUGCCAUUCUGCGGCCGCCGGUCAGCCCGGGCCCCUCCUUAGUACUCCUGGAGAGGGGCGCCGGAUACGUGGCUGCCAAAUGGGGGGGAGUAGUCGUUAUAUCGACCUACUUCUCCCCCAACCGGAGCCGGGCGGAGUUCGAAGUUUUUCUCUCCGCCCUGGAGGGAGUGGUGCUACGGGCCGCCCCUCUUCCGGUCCUUCUAGCGGGUGACCUCAACGCCAAGUCCACGGCGUGGGGUUCACCCGCCACCAGUGUGAGGGGUGGCGAUCUGGAGUCCUGGGUUCUGUACCUGGGGCUCCAGACCCUCAAUGUGGACAAUGCGCCCACCUGUGUCCGGUGGCAAGGCACGUCGAUAGUCGACGUGACCUUCGCCACCCCCUCCCUAGCCGGCCGCAUAUCGGGCUGGCAGGUGGAGGAGAAGGAGACCCUAUCUGACCAUCUAUACGUCAGAUACCGGGUCUCCUCAACAUCCCGCGGGGCCCGUACGACCGAGGGCCCCGCCGUGAGCGCGUUUACGAGAUACGCGCUCACGAAACUCCGCCCCGAACUGGUGGCGGAGGCGGCGAUGGUGCGGGCGUGGGCCGAUGCGCCCCCCCACCUCGCCGGGGAUGUUGAUGGCAUGGCGGAUCUAUUUGCAGACGACAUGAGGGUCGUCUGCGAAGCCGCCAUGCCUAGGGCACGGGUCUGCCCCAGGAGGGGGCAGACGUACUGGUGGACGCAGGAGAUCGCUGACCUGCGUACCACCAGUAUGAGGGCCAGGCGCGCCUACCUAAGGUGCCGUAGGCGCGCCUCAAGUACACCUGACGACGAGGCGGAGUGUCGUCGGGUGUACAAAGAGGCCAAGAAGGCGCUGAGGGUGGCCAUCAUCAUGGCCAAGAGGGCGUCCUGGGAGAGCUUUAUAGCUCUCCUAGACCAGGACCCCUGGGGGCGGCCCUACAAGGUGGUGCGGGGGAAAUUCGCCAACAACGCCCCCCCCCCCACCUCGGCCAUGGAGGAAGUGCUGCUGGACCGGGUACUGGGGACUCUGUUCCCCGACCCGGGUCCUUUCCAGCCCCCAAGAAUGCUCCCUCCUGGGGGCCCUCCCGAGGAGCCGAUCCCGCCCCCCCCUCCCGUGUCAGACGCGGAGUUCGAUGCGGUGAGGGACAGGCUCCGGGCAAAAAACACGGCGCCCGGGCCGGACGGUGUCCCACCUAAGGUGUUGGCCCUCGCCUUUGGGGCCCCUAAGGAGGCGGUUCCUAGCGGUGCUGAAUGUCAGCGUCGCCGCGGGCCGCUUCCCUAGGAGGUGGAAGCAGGGGCGGCUCGUCCUUUUCAGAAAGGACGGCCGCCCGGAAGACUCCCCUUCGGGAUACAGGCCGAUUGUGGUGCUCGACGAUGCCGGGAAAUUCUUAGAGAAGAUCCUGGCGGUGAGAAUCGUCGAGCACCUGGAGGGGCCGGGCCCGAACCUGGCCGAACGCCAGUUCGGGUUCAGGCGCAACCGGUCCACAAUGGAGGCGGUGGCCCUUUUAAAGGGGUGGACCGAGGCGGCCACUGCGCGGGGUGAGGCUGUUAUUGCGGUGUCGUUAGACAUCCGCAACGCAUUUAACAGCCUCCCCCACGAGUGCAUUAUGGAGGCACUAAGGUUUCACCGAGUGCCUCCAUACCUGUGUGCCAUUGUAGAGGACUACCUACAAGGUAGGGUGGUCCUCUACGAGGGGCCCGACGGGCGCAUCCGCUCGCGGGCCAUGGCCGCAGGUGUACCCCAGGGUUCAGUGCUGGGUCCACUGCUCUGGAACCUGGGGUACAACUGGGUGCUGCGAGGCAGCCUCCUCCCAGGAAUGGAGGUUGUCUGCUUCGCCGACGACACUCUUGUCGCGGCGAAGGCAAAGGAGGUGGAGGAUGCGGUGCGUCUAGCGUCGGUCGGCACCACAAUGGUCGUCCGACGCAUCCACCUCCUCCCUCGACAAAUCGAGGGCCAUGAUGUUCCAUGGCCCACGCCGCAGCACCCCUCCGGGGCUCCGUAUCCGGGUGGAAGGGGUCCGAAUACCGGUCGAGGGAAGCAUGAAGUACCUCGGCCUGGUAUUGGAUCCCCGAUGGAGUUUCGAGGAGCAUUUUAAGCUCCUCACUCCACGGCUGUGUGCCGCUGCAGCCGCACUCGGCAGGGUCCUCCCGAACGUGGGGGGACCAGGUGCUGCGUGAAAAUGCGAAAAACGAAUGCGAAAUUAGGCUGUCAACAUUAUUUUACGGAAUGACAUUUUGGAACUUCAUUUUACUGCAGCUAAUAAAAAGUCGAAGUUUAAGUGGUCUUCACAUAUCUAAUUUGUCUUACUAAAACAUAGUGGUACAUUUGGGGCAAACACUAAAAGAUCAUUUAUGAUAAAAUUAGGUUACCUUUCUAAAUAAUUUGUUGUCAUAAAUACUACUCUUGCUUCUGUCGAUGCCACACCAUCUAAGCAGUUGAGAAGACCACUAAAUGUAACCCGGUUAAGGCCAUCGUAAGCAGCCUUCUGCGUGGGCGUGUCUUCCCGAGACACAAAUGCAGCAUCGAUGUCUUCCAAUAGGAUUAUAGAUUGCUGCGGGGCAACACUGAAACAAAUUGUAUGGCAUAAUUCGUGUCAUUAAAGAAAGGAGUCGAGAAUGACGACGCAAGAUGUUCUCUAGUGUCGCUCUCGCAUAAAAAAAAAACAAAUUCAAUAUCGUAUAUUCAGUCUACGUUGUUCCAAGCACUUGUGAAUGUCGAAAAGCUACGCCAAAUCUACGGCGAGAGACCUUGUACUGAGAAGAAUCGACAAGAAACUUAGCAGGGGUUGUUUUUGCUCCCGAUAUUAUAUUCAGAGUCGUCAAAUUGAAAAAUGACUUUAAUAUGAUAUAGUUCAUAAAGUCACUUUCCAUUACAAAUAAUCAUAAUCCUAAGUAACGUGCGAGAGACAGAAUAUCUUGCGUCGGCAUUCUCGAUUCCUUAAAUUAAGAUUAAGAUUCCCUAAUGACACGAGUUAAUUUUAUAUUUUAUUAUAUAUAUCACUGAUUGGUUGAUUCGGCGCUUAAUUUGAUUGGAUUCGGCCUUAUAUAGAGCCACAAUCACAUGUCAAGUCAUG